Molecule: messenger RNA, 1191 nt
Organism: Exaiptasia diaphana
Lineage: Eukaryota; Metazoa; Cnidaria; Anthozoa; Actiniaria; Aiptasiidae
Product: voltage-dependent anion-selective channel protein 2
Exons: 11
Coding region: 90-944 (284 amino acids)
Biological process (GO): monoatomic anion transmembrane transport
Cellular component (GO): mitochondrial outer membrane
Molecular function (GO): voltage-gated monoatomic anion channel activity
Source: RefSeq, a predicted model, not a curated record
UACCGGCAGCAGUCCCCCCACGGAUUUCUCGGUCAGCAGCAAGUCGACGUGAUCUUGGAAAGAGAGGAUAUCGUUCCCUAGAAAAUAAGAUGGCAACCGUUCCUCCAAAGUAUGAUGAUCUGGGAAAGGAAUCUAGGGAUGUUUUUGGAAARGGAUAUGGACCUGGAUUUGUUAAACUAGAUGUUAAAACUACAACAAAGAAAGGAGUGGAGUUUAAAACCAAUGGCUCAUCUAAUAAUGAGACUGGCAAGAUCUUUGGUAGUCUAGACACCAAGUAUAAGUGCAAGGAUUAUGGUAUAACUCUUACUGAGAAGUGGACCACAGAUAAUGUUCUCAGCUCUGAUAUCACUGUUGAAGACCAGAUUGCCAAAGGAUUAAAGAUGGAAUUUGAUACUUCAUUUGCCCCCAACACUGGCAAGAAGUCAGCCAAGAUCAAGAGUGCUUAUAAGAGAGAUCAUUUCCAUGGUACUGCUGAUGUGGACUUUGAUUUUGCUGGACCAACUGUCCAGGCAUCUGGGGUAGUAAGUUAUGAAGGAUGGGUAGCUGGCUAUCAGGCAGCUUAUGACACUUCCAAGUCUAAAUUGAUAGCAAACAACUUCUCUUUGGGUUAUCGAUCAGAUGAUUUCCAGGUUCAUUCAGCUGUAAAUGAUGCAUCAAGAUUUUCAGGAUCAAUCUAUCACCAGAUCAGUAAAAAUCUUGAGGCUGCAGCACAGYUGAACUGGACAACUGGUAACAGCAACACCACAUUCCAGGUUGGUUGUAAAUAUGAUCUGGACAAAGAUACAUGUGUUAGGGCCAAGGUAAAUAACAGCAGUCAUUUAGGGUUAGCUUAUACACAGAAGCUGCGUCCAGGCAUCAARGCAACACUGUCAGCCCAUGUUGACACCAAAAACCUCAACAGUGGAGGUCACAAGCUUGGUCUUGGAAUUGACAUGGAAGCUUAGGUUUUUACAUUCAARCUAYAAGUGUUACCAGUAGUACACUUACCAUUGAAUCAUUAAACCUUUUGAGCAAAAUGCUUUUCAAUUUUCCAAUGUCAGUCCUGACCUGUUAAUAUAAAUGUUAACAGUGCAGUGUAGUGGCAUCUUGCUGUACUAGAUUGAGGAUAAUGUGUGUAAUAUGGUGUUUAUUAUUAUCUAAACAGUUUGUUCUUUAUUUGGUCUACUCAAUAAAUGCUAAAAAAACUAUAAA